This is a messenger RNA of Ornithorhynchus anatinus (platypus), 8815 nucleotides long. RefSeq names its product ribosomal protein S6 kinase A5 (gene RPS6KA5). The transcript is spliced from 17 exons. The record is from RefSeq and is a predicted model, not a curated record. Gene Ontology annotation, biological process: intracellular signal transduction; protein phosphorylation; regulation of DNA-templated transcription. NCBI's taxonomy places the organism in Eukaryota, Metazoa, Chordata, Mammalia, Monotremata, Ornithorhynchidae. Gene Ontology annotation, molecular function: ATP binding; magnesium ion binding; protein serine/threonine kinase activity. Bases 98 to 2467 code for a protein of 789 amino acids.
GGAGGAGGAGGAGGAGGAGGGAGCGGGAAGGGCGCCGGGCUCCACGUCCGCCUGUCGCCCCGGCCUCGGCGCAGCGCUUGGAGGGAGACCGCGCAAAAUGGAGGAGGAGGACGAGGGCCCCAGCGCCGACGGAGAGCGCCUCCUCACUGUCAAGCACGAGCUGCGGACGGCUAAUUUAACAGGGCAUGCAGAGAAGGUGGGAAUUGAAAAUUUUGAACUCCUGAAGGUUCUAGGAACAGGAGCUUAUGGGAAGGUGUUCCUGGUCCGUAAAAUAAGUGGCCAUGAUGCCGGGAAGUUGUAUGCCAUGAAAGUUUUGAAAAAAGCAACGAUAGUUCAAAAAGCCAAAACAACAGAGCACACGAGGACGGAACGACAAGUACUGGAACAUAUUAGGCAAUCGCCUUUUUUGGUCACGUUGCAUUAUGCUUUCCAAACAGAGACGAAACUUCAUCUCAUUUUAGAUUAUAUAAAUGGUGGAGAACUUUUUACUCACCUUUCUCAGAGGGAACGAUUCACAGAAAAUGAGGUACAGAUCUAUAUUGGAGAAAUUGUCCUUGCCCUUGAACAUCUCCACAAGUUGGGGAUUAUAUACCGUGAUAUUAAACUUGAGAAUAUUCUACUUGAUUCUAAUGGCCAUGUGGUACUGACAGAUUUUGGCCUGAGUAAGGAGUUCCUUGCUGAUGAAAAUGAAAGAGCGUAUUCCUUUUGUGGAACCAUAGAAUAUAUGGCACCAGAUAUUGUCAGAGGGGGAGAUACAGGACAUGACAAGGCAGUUGACUGGUGGAGUUUAGGUGUUCUAAUGUAUGAGUUAUUAACUGGAGCAUCUCCUUUUACUGUUGAUGGAGAGAAAAAUUCCCAAGCUGAAAUAUCUAGGAGAAUAUUAAAAAGUGAACCUCCAUAUCCCCAAGAAAUGAGUGCAUUGGCUAAAGAUAUAAUUCAACAUCUGUUGAUGAAGGAUCCCAAGAAACGAUUAGGCUGUGGUCCACGCGAUGCUGAUGAAAUCAAAGAGCAUCUCUUCUUUCAGCAAAUAAAUUGGGAAGAUUUAGCCGCCAAAAAAAUGCCAGCACCAUUUAAACCAGUAAUCCGAGAUGAAUUGGAUGUCAGUAAUUUUGCCGAGGAGUUUACAGAAAUGGAUCCCACAUAUUCUCCUGCAGCCCUGCCUCAGAGUUCAGAAAGGAUAUUUCAGGGAUAUUCUUUUGUUGCUCCUUCUAUCUUAUUCAAGCGUAAUGCGGCCAUAAUAGACCCUCUUCAGUUUCACAUGGGAAUUGAACGCCCAGGAGUGACAACUAUUGCCAGAAGUGCAAUGAUGAAGGACUCUCCUUUUUAUCAGCAUUAUGAUUUGGAUCUGAAAGAUAAACCACUGGGAGAAGGAAGUUUUUCCAUUUGUAGAAAGUGCUUACAUAAGAAAAGUAACCAAGAGUAUGCAGUCAAAAUCAUAAGCAAAAGAAUGGAAGCCAACACUCAGAAAGAAAUAGCCGCUUUGAAACUCUGUGAAGGCCAUCCCAAUAUAGUGAAGUUGCAUGAAGUUUAUCAUGAUCAGCUUCACACAUUUCUAGUGAUGGAACUGUUGAAUGGUGGUGAGCUGUUUGAACGGAUUCAGAAGAAAAAACACUUCAGUGAGACUGAAGCCAGUUCCAUCAUGCGGAAGCUUGUUUCAGCUGUAAGCCACAUGCAUGAUGUGGGAGUGGUACACAGAGAUUUAAAACCUGAGAAUUUAUUGUUCACUGAUGAAAAUGAUAAUUUGGAAAUAAAAAUAAUUGAUUUUGGAUUCGCACGUUUAAAGCCACCUGAUAAUCAGCCUCUCAAAACGCCUUGUUUCACUCUUCAUUAUGCGGCUCCAGAGCUUUUAAAUCAUAAUGGCUAUGAUGAGUCCUGUGAUCUGUGGAGCUUGGGAGUCAUUUUAUAUACAAUGCUGUCAGGACAGGUACCCUUUCAGUCUCAUGACAAAAGUUUAACAUGUACCAAUGCAGUGGAAAUUAUGAAGAAAAUUAAAAAGGGAGAUUUCUCUUUCGAAGGAGAAGCCUGGAAGAAUGUAUCGCAGGAGGCCAAAGACUUAAUUCAAGGACUUCUUACUGUGGAUCCAAAUAAAAGACUCAAAAUGUCUGGCUUGAGAUACAAUGAAUGGCUUCAAGAUGGCAGCCAGCUAUCUUCAAAUCCUUUGAUGACUCCAGAUAUCUUAGGGUCCUCAGGAGCUGCUGUACACACUUGUGUAAAAGCAACUUUUCACGCCUUUAACAAGUACAAGAGGGAAGGCUUUUGCCUCCAAAAUGUUGACAAAGCACCUCUUGCGAAGAGAAGGAAGAUGAAGAAGACCAGCACUAGUACGGAAACACGUAGCAGUUCAAGUGAAAGUUCUCAUUCUUCUUCCUCUCAUUCUCAUGGUAAAACUACACCUACAAAGACAUUGCAGCCCACUAACCCUCCUGACAGCAAUAAUCCAGAAACCAUCUUCCAGUUCUCAGACUGAGUAGCAGAGCAAUGGCGGGAAUGUCUUUGGUAACUAACCAUGCUUUCGUUUUCCCCAGUUUACAACAGAGGAACAAAUGAGGAAGUCCCUAUUUAGAAACCCCUGUUUUUCCACAUUGUUCUCAUUACAGCCUUGCUUUUUAGUGAACUUCUUUAAGAUAGCUGCUUGGUUUGUCCUUGUCCAGGAGCACUGGGCACAGUGUUAUAUUACUGUGAAUAGAAUAAGCAUUAUAUACUGUUCGGAACUAAAAUGAUUCCAUACCAUCAGUACUUUUCUUGCAAAGGGCAGUGGUUUUGAUGAAUUUGGUCAUGGGUGUCGUGAUUUUGUUCCGUGCUAAUCAAAAAUACCCUGACCUUAGUUUUCGUAGAUGUGUGCCAAAAUGAGUUGGUGUGAAGUCCCAUGAUGCCAUUUGUCUUCAAAUUACAGAAAAUAAUUUUUGUAAAAGAGAUAUUCCCACUCCACUGAGCAUUCGUACCCUCAAGCAUAGCCCUGCUGUUGGUCCAGUGGAAGGAGCCUGGCUCCGAGAAUCAGGAGACCCGGGUUCUAGUCCCAGCUCUGUAGGUAGUAGAAGGCAUUGGAGGGUGGGAGGCAUCGGUUGUUCAGGUUUCUGACCUAAGAACCAUCCUAGGGCAUUUGGUGCUAAGUGGAUGGACCCACCAGGAAUCCUGAAAAAUACGGCAGCCAUCCAGGCAAACACUUGCUGGGUUAUGGCACUAUGGCCCAACACUGGAUGUGCUGCAGUCACUUUGGUCGUAAAUGGGUCCCACACGUAAAUAAAAAAAAGCUUUGCAUGCACUGUGCGAUGUGCUGCGCCCCUGCCCACCUGUUGACUUGUUGCACUCUAGCGGGAACACGACCGGCAGGGACAAGAGAGUACAAAUGGCGGUACGCAAACCAUUAGCACGAAAUCAGUCAUUUUGGGCAGAUUCCUCAUCUGGAAGCCUCAAGAGAGCAUCGUGGUCAUCACUGUCAUCAUCAUCAUCAUCACCAUAGAAGAUUGCUGAAAUUUCCCGAGGAUUCUGUGGUCAAUUUCAUAUGUUAAAUAGAUGUCUCACAUGAGAAAAGAGUUUAUUAUUUUUCUGUUUUGUGGUUGCACCCGAUGACAACCUGCUAGUGUUCACCAUUUUCUGAAAUGGAAAAAAGGAUGCAAACAGGUUAGAUCCCUUAGUCUUGUGUUUGGGAUUUCUACAAAAUGCAUGCCAAGAUAUGUAUGUUUUUAUUUUGCACUGCAUUCUCCUAGCAACUUAUUUCAUUAGUUAUUGUAAAAUAAUAGAGCAUAUUUAUCCCUUUUUCUAAGUAAUACUGCACUUUAUGAAAGAGUGGAAAAAACACCAGGCUGUUUUAUAAAGUGCACUGCUUAGAGCAUAUGGCCUAUGUACUGUAUUUUCACCAUUUUUUCAUCACCUAGACUAAAUCACGCCUCACAUCCCUAUUUUAUAUUGUACAAACAAAUAGAAUAGGGCCGCUUAUAUAGUGUAAUUGUAAGUCACUAAUGCACUGAUGUGAGGAAACUAAAGGGAAAUUAUACUAAACACUGUGCUUCAUAACUGUACACUGUGUUGUACUGCAGAGAGGUAUUUCCUGCUGUGGUCAUAUAUUAUGUACAUAAUUUGUUGAGACUCAUAAAUGGGACUUGUUUUGGAAUUUCAAUUGUUAAAUUUAAAUUGGAAAAUCCUAUAUUAAAACCUUAUACAGAAUGCUUUUAUUACUCAAAUUCUGAAUGCAUAUGGAAAUCUUAGUGCCAAUUCUUUGACUAUGAAGCAUAAGUAAGAGCUUGCUGCAUUUUAAAGCUAAAUGAACUCAUCCCUUAUGCAAAAAUGUUUUAGGAGCUGUUCUCAUUAGAUUGUAUUUCACAGCAAGUGUCAGAAUUGGGGAAAGUGAGUUUAGUCGUGUUUACAAGGAUUGUCUGUAUCUAAAGCAAGCCCUAUAUGUUUGUUGUUUUGUUUGUUCUUUUGUUUAGUUUUGUUUUCAAUUUUAUCAGUGCUAGCCUUUCAAGUAUUUAGGGGAAGAUUUGGGCAUGAACUUUCUUUAAUUAUUACAUGAUGGUAACAUCAAAGGCGAUAGCAAAAUUAUUUUUAGCUUGAUGUGAAUAUUGAAAUUUUGCACUGUUUAUGUAGAAGUAGUAUAUUUAAUAUUAAAGAUUGAUGUAAGUACAAAUGGCAGGCACAGUUGAAAGGGGCUGAUACUAAAAUCCUCAAAAUGCUGAUAUAGAUUUGCCUUCUCGGUAGUUGUCGAUAGAAAUAUUGUAUAAUAUAACCAAGGGCCAUAAAUUGGCAUUAUUGUAUCAAAUCCAAUGAGAAUUAAGCAAGCAUCCAAUUUUUUGUUAUUCAGGUUAAUGGGUUAAAGCUAAAUUGAUGAAUUUGUGUGUCAUCUCUUCUCUUUAGCUCAGCCCACCCCCUGGUGGAGGAGUUUGUGAGCUGUUAAAUAGGCAGGUGGUAAGCAAAGAGAAGAAAAAAUUGGGGUUAAUUGGACAGCUGGAUAACCCACUUCCUGAAUAAACACGGAUGGAUUGGUUGAUUACGGGACCAAUCACACCCCUUCCCUAUGAUAAAUACCAAAAAGUCAGCAGUUAGUAUAUUUUUCUGGCCCCAGUAAGAUGCAUCAGUAAUUUGGGUUGAAGUUGCCUCCAAUGUACAAUAAAUUGCACUUUGAAAUAUAAAGAGAGCUUUCAGAGCACUUUGAAAAAUUAAAUAUAAAUAAAAGCCUGGCCCCUAUUCAAGUGAAGUUUUUUGGGUCCAGAUUUUGAAAAUACAGGGAAACUGCUUUUUUAUCCUGCAAUUUGUUCUUGAAAAUCCAAAUUGAGUUUAAUUUUGUAAUUUAUCUGUGAAGUUGAGAGAAGAUAACUUUUCUAUAGAAGCAAAGGGAAGUUGUAUUCUUGUAAAGAUUAUGAUUUUCAGAGUGAUCAAGACCCUCACGAGAUAAAUUCUAUAGGCAGCUAACUUCUUGAGUAUUAAUUUGGAAUAUCAUGAGGUACAUGAAUUCUUCCAGGAUUUUAGGACCUGCCCAUUCCAUUGGGGCUACCUCCAUGGUAAAAUAGGUAAAUGGAACCUAAUGGAAGAAUUAACUCACCUCCCAAAGUGCCUGCUUAGAAUACUGAAGUUGCUGAAAUUAGUGUCUACUGAACACAUUAUAAUGGUAUGAUAAAUAGAUUAUUUUAAAGAAUAAUAUGUGCAUUGCUGUGCCUAAAUAUUUUUAUUUAUAGAAGUUGAAAAGCAUAUUUUGAAUAAAUGUCUCUAUUAACUUUAAAGAAAGUAGAUUUUGUAUUCUACUGGAGUAUAAUUACAAUUUAAUAUGCACUUGUCCAUCUCUUCAAAUAGAAUUCCAAUCAUUCAUUAGGAAAAAGGAACUUGAAAUUGGUGACUGUUUCUAGUUGUCAUUUUCUAGUACUGUUGCCUGACUGCCUGUUUAGUUAAUGGGGACUAUGAUGGUAGUACUAAGACAAGGAUUUGGGCUCAAAUUUUAAGUAAUGACUUAAUUCACAUGUAAGUGAUAUCAGAAUAGUGAUAGUACAGGAUGAAGAUAUUUGUGGUACAAUGAAAUAUUUGGGUAGUAUUUUGAAGAUGUUUGCUUGGCAAUUUUAGGAAAAUCCCACCACGUUAUAAUUUUCAAGAAAUAUGCUCCUAUCCAGAUUAAAUUUAAAUCCUCCGUGAACACUUUCCUUCACUCACAGACAGAAGGAUUAAAAACUACUUCAAAGCUAAAUCUAUCAGAAACACUUCAAAUACAAAUUGAAAUAGGAAGAUAUGCAAAAAGAAAUUAGAGAGCCGAAGUAAUUUAAAAAUAAUUCUCUUGAAAGAAAAGCCCAAUCAGAUAGUGUUCUAAGUAUGCCUUUCCCCAGAAAAAUAGUAGGGGAUGCAAUACCAUAUCAAUUUUGUGCACCUAUUGGUUGUUCUGCAUAAGCCUCAUCCCCAGAAUGUUUCCAUUCUCAUCUUCUACAAAGUAUCACUGAAAAUCUACUUCAUGUAGAAUACCAUAUCAGGUGUUCCAUAAGGAGUUACAUAAAAAGAAUGUUUCAUGGGAAGAAUGUGGUAUAAUCUAUACCCUCUGUGAACCUAUUGUCUAUCAGAAACCAAUCAGUGAUAUUUAUUGAGCUCUUACAGUGGCACUAAGCACUUGAGAGAGCACAAGACAAUAAAACUGGUAGACACUUUCCCUAUCCAUAAGAUGCUUACAGUUUAGAGGGAAACUUAGAUCAAACAAAAAGGUCAGAGUUCCUUUUAUGAAAAGUUCUUGAAUAAUGGAUAGGUUUGAUUUAAAGUAGUAGACACAUUUAGCAUUUUUAAAUGUUUUACAAGCUGUAUUUCAGUCUGUUUCAUGAGCUUCAACUAGAGUUUCCUUGCGGGUGCUUCCUUUGGAUACCUCUCCUCCCCCUGCUCCCAACUGUAGUUUUUCACUAAAUAGAUAAUAGUUGUAGGAGCUUUUACCCUAGGUUAAGGCUUGUGUCGGGCAUGUUUCGAGGUCUUAAGCAUUGGGCAGCUAUCACUGUUCGAUUUUCUGCUCCUGUCACGUGAGGAAUAAGUAAACGAAGCAUCUCCCAAGUACAACUGACUUUCCUUAUUUCUAACCCUUGCAGAAUAAGUACUGUUUUCUCUCCAGUUUAUACCUUUCAUUGCGUUAAAGAAUUGAUGUUCCUGUGCAGAAAGAUUCACAUAAGUACUUUUUGCUAAGAGUGUACAGUCUUAAAAAUCUUAGCAUCUCUUGACCCAAAAUAGAAAACUUGCAGUAUUUCAACUUUAGGCAUGGGAGUAAUUUUUUUAAAAAAGAAAGGAGUUGUAAGUGCAGUGCAUAACUUAAAUGUGAUUAGUGUAGUAAUUUUCCUUAGAACUUGCAGUUCUUAUUUAGCAUGUCAAAAAGUGCUACUUCCUUCUUUUUCCCAUCUUGACUGUUUUUUGAUGGUUUGUUUUUCUCAUUUUACUUAAAACGCAUGUUUUUCUACUUCCACAGGGAAUUCUAAAAUUGACUUAAGUAGCAGGUUUUUCCUAAACCACUAUAAAACAGAACAGAAGAGGAUUUUGAAAUUCUGGGAUUUAAGACUGGAAAGACGAGUUUUAUUAGGAGUGUUCCAGGAUUUUGACCUGCGCACAACCAAGGCUAGGUUUAAUUGUCUGUAGAUUAACAAACUGAUUUUCCUUUCUCUUUUCUUCUCCAAAAUAGAUGUUUCACUUGAUAUUAGUGGUUCACUGGAGCUUUGACAGAUUUCCAAAAUAUUUACUGAUUAACAGUUGGAAAUUUUAAUGAGGGGUCAGAAUUUAGGAUUCAGGAAUCAGAGUAAGAAGAAGGAAAAGUUUGGAUGUGAUCUAAACUUGCAGUCAAGAUUAAUAGGGCAUUAGAAUUUGACAGAUUUUGGGGUUUGGUUGAAGAAUAGAUGAUUAGGGACACAACAAUUUGGGGAGUAAUAAAAGGCAACUACCCCCAAAAAAAAGUUACGAAAAGGUUAUUUGCCCAUUAUUAAGGCUAUAGGGCUAUUUGCUCCACAGUAAUCAUCUUAAUUUUAAACAAGAAGCUUUAAAAGAUUGUUUUUCUACAAAGGCAGAGUAAAUUUGUGGGUUUGAAAUCUCUCAGGAUGAAAGCUGAAGUUGCUACUUUCUCAUAUCCUAGGACAGUCUCUCAUUCUCACAAGCCCCAGUUGUUGCCUUCUUCCCAGCCCAAAUAUACCGUAGGGCACCCAACACAGAACGCAGCCUAUUGACACUGCCUGCAUGUUCUGAUGGGAUCACUCAUCAAGCAGCACCAGCUUUUAUGUAGGGGAUCAACUUGAUGACUGACUGUUUGCUAAAAUCCCAUCCUUGCCUUUGAGAAGGCAACCUAUUGAGCACUGUUUUUUAUAAAAAUGCUGCACAUUGCCUUCAUGAAAUUUCUGACUUUAAUGGGAAAUAUUUGAUAUUCAGAUUUUUUUUACAGGCCACCAAAAGCAAGCCUGAUUUACGUAGACUAUAUUUAGUUAGCAAACACUGAUUAUUGCAAAAUUCAUGUUGGAAGAAAAAGGAGAGGACAAGGAAUGCUUGGGCCAACACUUUUGGAAGUCGGCCACGUAUCUUUUCAGCUGACAUGUUUCUAUUUGAAGUGCAGCCCAGGCCAGCAGUGAUGAAGUCAUUAGCGUGACGACUCCUUGAAGAAAUAACCUUUGUCAGGCCUGGAUCACAAAAGGUAUUUUUAGUAACUUGUUGAUUGAAAUGCCAUGGAUGAAUUUAAACUUGGCCCUGAAGUGCACUUUUUGAGCAGGGUCAAAAUAGAGCCAUAUAGAAAAACUCUCACUGUUGGUUUUAUUUUCCAUUUUAGCUUCCUAUUUAGCUUUGCACAUUCCAUAAACUAAAAGCCCACUUGGGUAGAUUUGGUCCUAUUAAAACU